GCUUGUGAUGGCUUCAAAUUGGAGUAGAACAUUGUUAACGAUGCGUGGGAAGUUAAAAGGAACAGAAUAGGAUCCUGAAAACUCUCACCGGAUCAAUUUUAGCGAUUUUGUGAAACUGCUAGAUUCCAACAGUGUUCAAUACAUGGAGUAUUCAAACUACGGACAGACGAUAUCAGUGAUUUUGCCUUAUUAUAAAGAUGGGGAGCCCCAAGGAGAAGAAGACGAAGAGUCGAAAAAGGAGAUAAUUUUCCGUCGGCACAUUGUGGACCGAAUGCCAAUUGAUGGUUGGAAUGAUGUUUGGAAGAAGUUGCAUCAGUGGGGGUAUUGUUGUAUUCAUCCUUAGCCAAUCUCACCAACCUAUCUUCAUCACACUUGAUGUCAAUCUCCAUGAUGAUAAGAAGCAGAGGCAAAUAUUCAUCUUCACCGAGAAGCUUCUCCACAAUGUUGCUUCCAUUCCAUGUUUCAGAAACGAAAGCUCAAUGAAGUGGCCUCGAAGCCCACACGCGAUUAAUUUAAAAACCGAGCUUCCCAUGGAUGUUGACGGAGAAGUUGAUCGCGGGCAAAACCCUAGAAUCAUGGAGAGAGAUUCAGAUGCGUCCAAAGUCAAUAUCGCACAGCCUUCAUGGUUUUCUCCUAAAAAGCUUCUCUUUGUGUUUUGUGUUGUCAACUUAAUAAAUUAUAUUGAUCGAGGAGCUAUAGCAAGCAAUGGUAUCAAUGGGAGUCGUGGUUCUUGCUCCUCGAGUGGUACAUGUUCAGCUGGCAGCGGAAUACAGGGGGAUUUCAACUUGAGCAAUUUUGAAGAUGGAGUUUUGUCAUCUGCCUUCAUGGUUGGGCUUCUUGUGGCCUCUCCUAUAUUUGCUUCAGUAGCAAAGAGUGUUAAUCCGUUUAGACUAAUCGGAAUUGGAUUAUCGAUCUGGACUCUUGCUGUGAUUGGCUGCGGCUUAUCGUUUGAUUUUUGGUCCAUCACAUUCUGUCGUAUGUUUGUCGGUGUUGGUGAGGCAUCAUUUGUAAGCCUCGCUGCUCCAUUUAUCGACGAUAAUGCCCCACGUGAUCAGAAAUCUGCGUGGCUUGCUAUGUUCUACAUGUGUAUUCCGACAGGCUAUGCUCUUGGCUAUGUAUAUGGUGGACUGGUGGGGAGUGUUCUUCCGUGGCGUGCUGCAUUUUGGGGAGAAGCAAUAAUUAUGCUUCCUUUUGCUGUUCUUGGUUUUGUUAUCAAACCCUUGCAUUUGAAAGGUUUCGCUCCAGAUGAUGCAGGAAAAACCCGGACAGAUAACUUAAACGCUUUGCCAACCGGCGAUGGGUUCUCAUCUGUAAUGAAAGAUUUGAAACUACUUUUGGGAGAUAAGGUUUAUGUUACGAACAUACUUGGGUAUAUUGCUUACAAUUUUGUCUUAGGCGCAUAUUCGUAUUGGGGGCCAAAGGCAGGCUAUAACAUAUACAAGAUGGAAAACGCUGAUAUGAUAUUUGGAGGGAUCACAGUUAUCUGUGGAAUCGUUGGCACAUUGUCAGGAGGAGUGGUUUUAGAUUUCAUGGAUGCUACAAUUUCAAAUGCCUUCAAGCUUCUUUCAGUUUCAACAUUUAUAGGAGCGUUAUUUUGCUUUGUUGCUUUCUGUUUCAAGAGCAUGUAUGCAUUUUUAGCUCUGUUUGCUGUUGGUGAACUUCUCGUCUUUGCCACACAGGGUCCUGUGAAUUUCAUAGUUCUCCAUUGUGUCAAACCAAGUUUGAGACCACUUGCAAUGGCCAUGUCUACUGUCUCUAUCCACAUCUUUGGAGACGUUCCUUCCUCACCACUCGUUGGAGUUCUUCAGGACUACGUGAACAAUUGGAGAGUGACUUCUCUUGUUCUUACGUUUGUUCUAUUUCCAGCUGCUGCGAUUUGGUGCAUAGGGAUUUUCCUGAAUAGUGUGGAUCGAUAUAACGAAGAUUCCGAGCCUGAUGCAGUGACUAGAGAAUCAACCAUUGCACCUCUUCUAGAGGAAGCAUGAGACAAAAACUUCAAAUGUCACUAUAAGAAUAUGAUUUAUUUAUCUCUUUCUCUACUGUCUUGUACAAAGAUAUGUAUGUGUACCUUGAACAUAAACAACUACCUUCAUUUGUAUACUA
Eutrema salsugineum is the source of this 2103-nucleotide messenger RNA. Its product is annotated as probable sphingolipid transporter spinster homolog 2. The record is from RefSeq and is a predicted model, not a curated record. Bases 282 to 1985 code for a protein of 567 amino acids. NCBI's taxonomy places the organism in Eukaryota, Viridiplantae, Streptophyta, Magnoliopsida, Brassicales, Brassicaceae. Gene Ontology annotation, cellular component: membrane. The transcript is spliced from 16 exons. Gene Ontology annotation, molecular function: transmembrane transporter activity. Gene Ontology annotation, biological process: transmembrane transport.